AUGCCUCUCUCGGCCGGGCAGCUGUCUUGCCUGGAGGUGCUGAAGGACGCCUACAGGGCCGUCGGCCCGCCGCCCGCUGGGCUUGGUGAUGCCGCGAGAGCCUUCAGGGAACUCUGCGGCGCCCGCGUCGGCUAUGCCUUCGAAGCCGAAGCCGCGGGCCUUCCAUCUCCGUGCCGUGCGGGUUCCGUCCCGCUGCCUCCGGUCUCUUCUAAGCCCGUGGAGCUCUCCAAAGUGCUCGACGGCCAGGAGCUCGAGAUGUGGGGUUCAGGGCAGAGGAGGCGGUUUGCGCGCGUGAGCGCGCCCUUCGCCCUGAUGUUCUCGGGCUCGGCCUGGGUGAUCUUCGCUGUCGCCCCGCCUUUCGCUGCGCUGCUGGCGCUCAACCUUGGGGGGGGGUCGGCUGCUCGACGAGGUUCCAGCUUCGGCAGUGGCUGUUUCGGGCUGGAAGGGCGGCCGGCACCCGGCCGCGUUGACUCCGACAGACUCGCCAGCGCUGACCAGCAGAUGCUCGGGCGGAGGGGCGAGCGGAGAGUCGCGUGCCAGCAGCUGCGCGACGAGAUCGAGCUCGCUGUCCUGCGCUCCUGCGACCUCGGCCAGGGCGGCGACUCGGACAGCGACUGCGAGUCCGCCUCUGGCUCAGCAGGCCCAGACCCUGUCAGCGCGGUCAGCGGCGGAGGGUUCGACGGCGUCGAGGAGGUAGCCGAGUCCCUGCAACCCCUGGGCCUGAGCGGGGUGGGUUACGCGGGGCUGCCUGCGGACGCUGAAGGCGCCGAGGCGCCCCCGGGCUCCGCCCGCUUGUCGCCCGACCCGGUCGCGGGCCACGGCGUGCCCGGUAACGUAGGGGGGGCCGGCCCUCGAUCCGACCUCGCUGAGACGGUCGGCCCCCCGGGCGAGGCCGCCUCAGCACAGCGCGCGCAUGGCUGCGCUCGGGGCCCGGGUCAGACGCUCUUCCCUGCCGCCCCGGCGCUCGAGCAGCGCGCGAGGGCUGAGGUGGCGCGCGCCAAGCGGGGGGGCCGCGACGGCGGUGUAUUCCUGGAACUUUGGGCGGGCGGCAAGCGGAUGGCCGGCCGCGUGCGGCUUCUGGGCGGUGCCGGAGUCGCCCUGGAGAUUGCCGAUUGCCCGCUGCAGGGUGCGAGCUUCUCAGGCGCCCGCGCCCCCCUGCUGGCGCGGUUCCGCCAGGGGCUCAUUGGCGGCGCGUGGCUCGGGGGCGACCUGGAGGGCCGCUUCGAGCGCCAGACUGCCUCUGGGGACAUCCCGACGCCAUGCGGCGGCCAGCCGACCAAGCCAGAAUUCAGGUCGGCAGUUCAGCGGCAAAGUUCGCCCUGGCCAUCGUCCUGCGUCUCGUGCCGCGUGGCGGCGAUUCUCGAGAAUCCCGCCGGCUCCAUGCUGUGGGCGCUCCCGCGGCUGAGCUCGCUCUGCCGCAAGGCCCGCGGCGCACAGGUCAUCCUGGACUACUGCCAGUGCGGUGCCACCUUCCGCAGGCGGGCCCGGUUGCAGGGCUGGCGCGCCAACGACCUCGGAGUGCUGAAGCGAAUGCGCCGUGACAGAGGAGGUCUCUGCUCUCGGGCCGACCGCCCCCGCGUGGUGCUGGAGGGCUCCAAGCUGACGAGUGCCGCCGCUGCAUCUGUCCCGGGCUUCGCGAUGCAUGGCGCCAGAGUGCUGUUCGAAUCUGUGCAGAACGCAAACUUGGAUGCGAUCCACGUGGGGAGCCUCAUGCACGAGGUCGGUCACGUUGAGCAGCAGCGGCAGGACCUAGCGGCGGGGUUGCCGUGGGCUCCACGAAGCAGCGCGCAUGCCAUGGCCACAGGCCGGCGGCGCGGAGCUCCGCUCGCGCACGCGGCGGCGAGCGCAGGCAGGCUCGUGCCUCGUGCCAUCGGGCAUGGCGUGGUGCGGUGGGCCGGCGAGCAGCUUCCGAGGCUGGAGCUCGGCAGGAGUAACUACCUGGUGUCGGCUGGCGACGGCCCUCACGACCCCGUGGUCGGCUACGCGCCCUACGACUUAGGCAGCGUCCUGCACUGCGCCAGCGGCGACGACUUUGACAUGAUCCCCGCACAGUGCGAGGACGCGAGAGUUUUGUCUGGGACGGGCUGGGGCUGGAGAGAGUGCGCUUCCACCGCCACCGCCUGCGGCGACGCCUGCGGCGACGCCGUGGCGACCAUGGAGCGCCUUCUGACCCUCGGGCCUUCGAACCAGCUCAGGCCGCCCGUGCGGCCACCGAUCUCCCUCGACGGGCGUCGGCGCGUGGCCACAAGCGAUGGCCCCGUCGGGGCGAUGAGGUCGGCUGUGGAGUCGUUAUGGUCGCGCGUCCAGUCGAAGCACCCAUCGACGUGCGACCCCGAGAUCGUCCAGCAGGAGUGCGACCGGAUCAGCGCCGAGGACCUGGCGAGCAUUUUGCGCCUGCCUGAACGAGCGGUGAACGGCUUCUACGACGAGGCGGGCCUCGCGGGCGCGAGCGCUGGGGAGCCCACGUGCCAGGAUGUCUGCAAGGCUGCCCUACAGGCAGUGCCAGCGCGGAAUCGCCCUCCGCUGCACUACGUUGCCGCGCAGCAGGUCACAUCGGCGGGCGACAUAGAGUGGGCGGUCGACCUCACCCCGAUCGACCUGCGCGCGCCGAGCCGGCGGGCCCCGUCCCAGGAGGGCGGCGGCUCCAGGCCCGACGAGGAACAUGAUGUGGACGACGUUCAUGCUAUUCCGGAUCCCCGUGCCGGCGCUCAGGCAAUGCCUUCGCUUGAUCGACAGGACACAGUCUCGACCCUUGAAGUCGCGACCCGGGUCUGCGAGAUGUUCCGCCUGUACCCGUGGACGGAGCCGGCAGUGACGAGCAGCUUUCUCGACGAGGUUGGGAACGCCACCCGGUACAACUCCGACGGCUCGCCGAUCCCAGAUCUCGACGGGAUGUUUAUGGAUUGUACGACGACGUGCAAUGGCCUGGCUCAUGCGAAUAAUUGCAGGUGGAAUUUCCCCAACGCCUACUUCCCGUGCUGCCGCUGCUGGAGGAAGCGGGACUGGAAUGCAGAAAUGAACAUGCUCUGGGGCCAUGCGAAAUCCGCGGUGAUGUAUGCUGUCUGGCGCCUGCCAUCUCUCGAAGCGGCAAAGGAGCGGUUGGUUCCGAGAUUCUUCGGCUUCGAGUACACCAGAUCUGUCGGCUGGUUUCCCACUGAAGAAAAGAGGAGGGCCGUGGCGAACACCGAGAUGCUCGAUUGGUGGGUGCAAUACCUAUGGUGGAAGAUCAAUGAUGAAAGUGUGGUGUUUUGCUAUGAUGCGGCAAUGAGCCCGCCUGGGCAUUCGUGGGGCUUAGGACUGUACGUCCAGGAAGGACUGUACGUCCAGGAAGGCCUGCUGGGAGUCUGUCCAGAGGUCCCCGCAUGCAGCGGUAGGUCGGAGUUCACCUACCAGUUCGAGCUGGAUGGCCUCGACAUAGAGCAGGUCGAGAUGAUGAACAAGGCGUUUGAGGCAAAGAAGGCUGCAAUGACGAACAUGGCCAAGCGCCACAAGGAGCUCAAG
Messenger RNA from Prorocentrum cordatum, 3501 nucleotides. Lineage: Eukaryota; Dinophyceae; Prorocentrales; Prorocentraceae. The record is from the annotation of a GenBank genome assembly.